AUGAGCCUCGAAGAUCGGCCCGUGCCAGCAGCCGGUGAUAACGACCUGCUCGUCCAAGUCCGUUCGGUAGGUAUCUGUGGUUCGGACGUGGCGUAUUAUUUUGGCAAUAGUUCGCUUGAAACCGACGACGGGAAAGGACCCCUUACCCUUGGACACGAAUUUACUGGUGAGGUCGUCGAAGUUGGCAGCGAAGCCGGAAAAACAGGUGAAUUCAAAGUGGGUGAUCGGGUUGUCGUCAAUCCUGUUCAAUCAAAUCCAGAUUCCGUCUGGAGUAAGAAAGGAUUGUCCAACUUAUGUCCCGAAAAACGCGUCUUAGGUGUAGGUGUUGAUGGCGGCUUUGCGGAGUACGCAGUCUCAGACUACCGUUGGACAGUCAAGUUACCUGAAAAUGUAACAUACGAUCAAGGCGCACUAACGGAGCCGCUCGCUUGUGGACUUUAUGCUGUCAACAAUCUCAACGCCGAAGAAGGGCAAACUGCCGUCGUCUUCGGACCCGGUCCCAUCGGUUUGAUGAUGGUGCAAGUUCUAAAAGCCGUGGCUUGA
This is a messenger RNA of Geodia barretti, 543 nucleotides long. Lineage: Eukaryota; Metazoa; Porifera; Demospongiae; Tetractinellida; Geodiidae. The record is from the annotation of a GenBank genome assembly.